Serpula lacrymans var. lacrymans S7.9 is the source of this 747-nucleotide messenger RNA. RefSeq lists its product as uncharacterized. The transcript is spliced from 3 exons. The record is from RefSeq and is a predicted model, not a curated record. Bases 238 to 747 code for a protein of 169 amino acids. Lineage: Eukaryota; Fungi; Basidiomycota; Agaricomycetes; Boletales; Serpulaceae.
AGAAAGAUAAAAACGUAGCAUUUGGCCUCUGUCACGAUGUCAUUACAAGCGGCCAGCUAACCAAUUGUGGUAUUUAACUCGGAAUACUCCGACAGUGACUUGUCAGUGCUGCUCAAUUCUAUUAGUUCAGUGACUGCCAACCAUAGGUACCUGCGCUCCUUGUCACUAUCAGCCAUAUCGUCCAAAUCAAUCACCACUUCUCCUACUGACGAACACUGCGUUGGAGGCACGGUCUAUAUGUCGAUGCCGAUCGAAGAGGAGAAACUUGCUAUCCUAUAUGAUCUGAUCCGAGUCAGCGUCAAUAUCUUCAAGAACCCGGAGCUUUUUGAGUCACGCAAUUUUGCUGUUAAGGUGCAUCCGCCGUAUCUAACAGAAGUGCGAGACAAGUAUGCACCACCCGAUCACCCUGUUUUUCAUCUGGUCCCGCCGGCCUUUUCGUUACAGGCACGCACAUUCUGGGAUGCUGCCAACUACCCUCAAGUUGGCCGAGAAAACAUAUGGGACAUCUAUUUACACUUACUCCAGCAGUUCCGAGAUCAGCCAAACAACAUGGAGUUGCGUACUGUGAUGGCCCUUUCAGUGAACUCUAAUGAGGAGGAUGAGUCCGAAUUCAUGCCAGUCAUGGAGCUUCCACCCCACCGGCAACGGAGGCGCGUUGUAGGAGAUGCACCACAGAACACCGGGGGCUACUCAUCUGACGAAGCUGAUACAGAUUUUGAGUAUGAGUGGACAGACGACUCGGAUUAG